Molecule: messenger RNA, 354 nt
Organism: Gossypium raimondii (Peruvian cotton)
Lineage: Eukaryota; Viridiplantae; Streptophyta; Magnoliopsida; Malvales; Malvaceae
Product: proline-rich receptor-like protein kinase PERK2
Exons: 1
Coding region: 1-354 (117 amino acids)
Source: RefSeq, a predicted model, not a curated record
AUGGCAUCUUUCAAUUGCUUUGCUUUGGCAUUCUUCGUGGCUUUGUCGUUUUCAAGCAUUGACGUUGGCCUAGCAGCUCGUCACCUUCAGCAACUGCCUCCGAUGCCAACAUUGCCUACAACCACACUCCCACCAUUCCCAUCUAUCCCUAAUCUCCCACAGCCAUCCAUACCAUCUUUCCCAAGGCCCGGGGCACUUCCUCCACUUCCUACCAUGCCUGGGUUGCCCACAUUGCCAAGUGUACCCAGGGCCACACUGCCUCCUCUGCCAAGCAUACCCUCAAUCCCCACAAUCCAACCUACAAUUCCCUCUAUUCCUUUCCUUUCUCCACCACCUUCUCCUUCUACCCCUUAA